AUGCCUCCGCGGAUUGCCUUCUGCUCCUCGUCCUUCCGCUCCGGUUCCGUUCCCUCUCUCAUCGCAUUGGUACCGCGUCCACAACCGUCCACAGUAUUGCCCCGAUCACUGCUCGUGCGCACGAAUGUCACAGUUGGCACCAGCGCGGAAGGCGGCGUAAUCAACAUCCAACAGAUCCCCGCUCCAGGAUCUGGUCACGUUAGGGUCCUGCUACUAAACAGACCAGAGGCCCGGAACGCGAUCUCGAGAGAACUGCUGGACACCUUAGGGCGACACGUGGACGCGAUUGCAGCGGAAAAGGGCAAUGGACCGACGAGGGCGCUGGUGCUAGCAAGUAAUGUGGACUCAGCGUUUUGUGCGGGUGCAGAUCUGAAGGAGAGGAAGGGGAUGACAAAAGAAGAAACGAACGCGUUUCUGACGAAACUUCGACGGACUUUUUCCAAUCUAGAAGCCCUUCCGAUACCUACCAUCUCCGCGGUCUCGUCGAUGGCGCUAGGAGGUGGCCUUGAGCUCGCCUUGUGCACGCAUCUGCGUGUCUUUGGAUCUACAAGCAUCGUAGGCCUGCCCGAGACGAGGCUGGCCAUCAUCCCCGGCGCUGGCGGGACUUACCGGUUGCCUCGAGUGGUCGGAGUGAACCGUGCCAGAGACUUGAUCCUCACAGGGCGAAGGGUCACGGGCGCCGAGUCAUACUUUAUCGGGCUCUGUGACCGACUCGUCGAGGUGACGCCAGAGGAGGAGGCCCAGGAAGGCGUUGUGAGAGACAAGGUGCUCCGCGAGAGCAUUAAGCUUGCCCUGGACAUUUGCGAGGGAGGUCCUAUCGCCAUCAAACAGGCACUGCAGGCAGUGAACCAGUUUGAGAGAGGCGAAGAGGCGGAAAAUGAGGCGUAUGUGGGCGUGGUGGACACCGAGGAUCGCUUUGAGGCUCUGCGGGCCUUUGCGGAGAAGAGGAAACCAGUGUUUCGAGGCAAAUGA
This is a messenger RNA of Rasamsonia emersonii CBS 393.64, 972 nucleotides long. Its product is annotated as Enoyl-CoA hydratase. The transcript is spliced from 2 exons. Gene Ontology annotation, cellular component: mitochondrion. Lineage: Eukaryota; Fungi; Ascomycota; Eurotiomycetes; Eurotiales; Trichocomaceae. The record is from RefSeq and is a predicted model, not a curated record. Gene Ontology annotation, molecular function: enoyl-CoA hydratase activity. The coding region runs from base 1 to 972 and encodes 323 amino acids. Gene Ontology annotation, biological process: fatty acid beta-oxidation.